Messenger RNA from Aedes albopictus (Asian tiger mosquito), 1875 nucleotides. RefSeq lists its product as uncharacterized. The record is from RefSeq and is a predicted model, not a curated record. Gene Ontology annotation, biological process: DNA integration. Gene Ontology annotation, molecular function: nucleic acid binding. The transcript has a single exon. The coding region runs from base 1 to 1875 and encodes 624 amino acids. Lineage: Eukaryota; Metazoa; Arthropoda; Insecta; Diptera; Culicidae.
AUGAAGUCAUUGUCUCUUUCAGUGUCGCAGCGCUUCUUCUGGUGUGACUCACGUAACGUACUGUGCUGGUUACGUUCCGAUCACCGUCGUUACAGCCAGUAUGUUGCGGCGAGAACGAGUGAAAUUCUAGACACUACGGAAGUUAACGAAUGGAACUGGAUCAAAUCGGAGUGGAACGUAGCAGAUGAUGGCACGAAAUGGACCGGGCAGGUGCAGAUGAAGUCCGACGAUCGUUGGUUUCUAGGGCCGGCAUUUUUGCAGAAAGCGGAGCGAGAUUGGCCAGUUAUCCCGUACAACCAAGAAACUACGACCGAAGAGCUUCGUACCAGUGUUCUGGUGCACAGGAAAGUUCGGGAUCCAGUGGUUGUGGCUAGUGACUACUCUAGCUGGAAUCGUCUGCUAAAAGUUACGGCAUAUGUACAGCGAUUCGUGUACAAUCUACAAGCGAAACGACAGGGAUUAGUUUCACAUCAAGGACCAUUGUCUAGUGAAGAAUUGCGACAGGCUCAGCUGUACCAUUUUCGGCAGGCGCAACAAGAGGUGUAUCACGAAGAGAUGUUGGUGCUGAAGGAGGGGUCGAAAAAUGGAGAGAACGUGCGGAAGCAAUGGCAACAAUACAGUCGCAGCCAGAUCUACAAGAUGAGCCCAUUCGUGGACGAAGACGGAGUUUUGCGAAUGAACAGCCGAGCUGCGAAGUGCUCUUUCCUGUUUCCGGACGAAAAAUUCCCGAUAAUACUUCCGGACAACCAUCCGGUCACCAAAAUUCUCCUAGUGGAUUUCCAUGAGAGGUACCAUCAUCGCAAUUAUGCUACUGUGGCCAACGAGGUGCGUAGACGGUACUGUAUUCCACGACUUCGUCAAACACUUCGCAAGAUGCGAUGUGGUUGUCAAUGGUGUCGGAACCGGGAUGCGAAACCUGCACCACCAGAGAUGGCAGAACUUCCUUCGGCGAGAAUGGCUGCCUUCACCAGGCCAUUUUCCCAUGUAGGCGUAGAUUUCUUUGGGCCUAUUGAAGUCUUAGUGGGGCGAAGGGUCGAGAAGCGUUGGGGGGUCUUAUUGACGUGUCUAACUGUCCGGGCUCUUCAUAUUGAGGUUGCUAACUCCCUUAGCACCAGCUCAUGCAUGAUGGCGUUGAACAAUUUCAUCGCUCGUCGAGGCACACCAGUGUGUUUUUACUCCGAUAGAGGGACGAAUUUCGUCGGCGCGUCCAAAGAGCUUCGCGACGCUCUGAAGGCGAUUGAUAAGCACGAAAUGUCGAAGGAGUUCACAACACCAGCUACGUCUUGGCAGUUCAACCCACCAUCCAGCCCACACAUGGGCGGUAGCUGGGAGAGGUUGAUUCAAUCGGUAAAGCGGAACUUGACGGAAGUGCUGAAGUGUAGGCGAUCAACGGAUGAGGAACUACGCAGUGCGUUGACACAGAUCGAAUCUGUUCUCAACAGUCGCCCACUUACUGAUGUUCCCAUGGACAAUGAGUCGGAACCGGCUCUGACUCCCAACCAUUUUUUAUUGGGGUCAUCGGAUGGCUCCAAACCCCUGACACUAUUCGAUGACAGCGUUCAAGCUGUGCGACGGGGAUGGCAGGUGUCCCAAAUGAUGGCGAAUCUUUUUUGGAGACGUUGGCUUCGGAAUUAUUUACCCGAAAUCACUAAGCGAACCAAGUGGUUUAAGAAGGUAAAGCCCAUAGCCGUGGGGGAUAUCGUCGUGAUUGUGGACCCGGAGCUACCACGGAACUGCUGGCCUAAGGGCCGGGUAAUCGGUACAGUAGAAAAAGGAAGUCAGGUACGUAGAGCAACUGUUCAAACUAGCAAGGGAGUGUACGAGCGACCAGCGGUCAAGCUGGCGGUCCUUGAUAUCUGGAGCGAAAAUAGGUAG